AUGGCAGCCUCCAUGGAAAACAUGAAUCACCUAAUGAAAAGAAAAACAGAACUUGAAGCUGAAAUCAAGGCAUUGAAUGAUGUCCUUGAAUCUCAACAGGGCAUUGGUAUGAAGGAGCCCCUGGUUGAUAAAGAAGGAUUCCCACGGUCAGACAUUGACAUCUACUCUGUUAGGCAUGCGAGGCACCAGGUCAUAUGCUUACAGAAUGAUCAUAAAUCAUUGAUGGCUGAGAUCGAAGAAGAGCUGUAUAAAAUCCAUGCUGAAGCUCGCAAGGAGAAAGGUGAAGUUAUGGAAAACAAUGAGGAUGAUGAGUGUAUACAAGCACAAGCCCUGGCAGAGAGGUUGUCUCCCUUUGCUGAGGUGGACAGAGUUGAUGAGGGCUCCCCAGCAUCAGAGGCGGGAUUGAAAGUUGGCGAUGCUAUUGUACAGUUUGGUUCGAUCACUGCUAGUAAAUUCCAGUCGCUGCAGAACAUUGCAUCAGUGGUCCAGCAUAGCAAAGACAAUCCAUUGAAAGUGAUUGUGAGAAGAAAUAUGAAAGAUACACCAUUAAGUUUGACACCAAAAACCUGGAGUGGUCGUGGAUUAUUAGGGUGA
This is a messenger RNA of Ylistrum balloti, 594 nucleotides long. Its product is annotated as 26S proteasome non-ATPase regulatory subunit 9-like. Gene Ontology annotation, biological process: proteasome regulatory particle assembly. Gene Ontology annotation, molecular function: protein binding. The transcript is spliced from 5 exons. Bases 1 to 594 code for a protein of 197 amino acids. NCBI's taxonomy places the organism in Eukaryota, Metazoa, Mollusca, Bivalvia, Pectinida, Pectinidae. Gene Ontology annotation, cellular component: cytoplasm; nucleus. The record is from RefSeq and is a predicted model, not a curated record.